Molecule: messenger RNA, 441 nt
Organism: Heterotrigona itama
Lineage: Eukaryota; Metazoa; Arthropoda; Insecta; Hymenoptera; Apidae
Source: the annotation of a GenBank genome assembly
AUGAAACCGAGAGUGAAUCUGGUCGCGAUUUUAUUAACUCUGAGCUGUGUAUUACGCGUGUUGGAUGGCUUGAAGUCCGACGACAAGCGUACAAACCACAAGGAGUACUCUGUUGUGAAAAAGGUUAUCAAGGAGGUUCACAACAAGAUUGCACCAAACAGUGUGGCUGUUCUACGCGGUGAAGAUAAAACGAAAGUGGUGAAGACAAGGAAUACUGGUUUGGGUUUGUCGAAAGAUUACCUACAUACACCAGAUCGUCCUCGCCGAAGGAAGCGGAAAAUGGACCGUACGAUGAUGGCGCUGUUAAUGGCCUACAAGCUGAAGUUCGUUGCUCUGAUUCCAACGAUGAUCGGAGGGCUAAUACUGUUGAAGGCCACCGCGUUGCUCGCGGGCUUCUUCUUCGCGCUAUUCGCCGCGGUUCUCGGUCUGAAAGUGAAGUGA